This is a messenger RNA of Xenopus laevis (African clawed frog), 4027 nucleotides long. RefSeq lists its product as uncharacterized. The record is from RefSeq and is a predicted model, not a curated record. NCBI's taxonomy places the organism in Eukaryota, Metazoa, Chordata, Amphibia, Anura, Pipidae. The transcript has 22 exons. Bases 367 to 3198 code for a protein of 943 amino acids.
GACAUUAAAUUAAUAAUCUGUUUGAUUAAGAAUCACUGGCUCCUAAUUCUUUCUACAUAUAGUAUAUACUGUAUAUGUUCAGUUACAGUUAAGCAUGAAAAAAACCUUUCCUCCAGCUUUUUGAGAAGGUUGAAAUGUGUUUUACUGGUCUCAGCUGUGGUAUAACUGGAAUUUCUCAUUUAUACCUCCCUCCCCUUCUACCCUCUGGGAAUGAAUACAAAUUAUGGCAGGGGAAUGGACACACCUGCUGCACUGGGGAAGUGAAAGUGAAACUUUUAGUACUUUCCAUGUUAGGUUUAAGGACUAUGAAACUGAUUCAGGGCAAUCAUUCUUUUACUGUUGUGUCACUGCUGUCACUGUGCUGUCAUGUCGACCUCUAAACCAGUUCUGGGACCUUGCGCCUUUUGUCACCAGCUGGAACAGAAUCCUGACACCGGUCUCUUGCUGACCAAUGAGGAUGGUAUAACAGCCCACUUUAACUGCAUGAUCUUUUCCCCUGAAGUGAUAUCAGCACCUACUAAAAAGUUUGGUGGAUUUGACAUUCCUUCUGUGAAAAAAGAAAUCAAACGAGGAAUAAAGACGAUAUGCAGAGUCUGUAGAAAAAAUGGAGCAACUAUUGGUUGUAAUGUAAAACAGUGCAGGAAAACCUAUCACUAUAUGUGUGGGAAAAAGGAUGGUGCAGAAUUUAUUGAAAGUGAAGAAAAACAAGUAUAUUUAAUUUACUGUAAAAAACAUAAACAUGACAAGCAGAAUAAAGAUGGAGAUAGUUCAAGCUCAGUGACAAGCUUAGAUUCGAUCACCAGCUCAUCUAUAGAGGAUUCUGAUGUAUCAUACAAACCAAAAGAAAGGAAAAAAAGGAACCAGAAGCAAAGUGAGGGUGUUACACCAAGAAAAAAAAGAAAAGCAAAAAGGAUAGACCUUAAUGAAGGCAGACAGGGGGAAGACAGUGCAGAGAGCUCUGAGCCUGGCCCAUCUUCAAGGUAUUCUGACACAUCAAACAUAGAACAAAGACUGAAAAAGCAGAAGCAAAAGGACCUAGAGGAAACCACUCCAAGGAAGAAAACAACAGCAAAGAAGAUAUCAAACUUAAUAAAGAUUUCAAAUGCUCUAAAUUCAUUAGUAGACGUGGCACCCAUUAAUGAAAACCAGAAUGCCAACGAAGUCUGCAUCACAAGCCAUUCAUCAGAAGGACUACAACCUAUGCAGGAAGCCUCUCAUGAUAUGUCACUUGAUCGAUCAGCAAGUAAUAGCGAAUCAAGCGAAUCCUUAUUGAGUCCAAAAAUUAUUCGUUCAGUAUCUUUAUUUGAAAGGAAGAAAAAGACAACUGAGAUGCAAGCUUUGGAAGUAAACUUAGAGGAAGAUAUUAACUCAGAAGAGCAGAGGAUAUUAUCUCAGAUGUAUAUAUUGCAUGGAGGGUCAUUCUCCAGUCAAGAUUCCAGCUUAAACGUUGCCAGUCAACAUAUUAAUAGUUUGAAUGUAGGAGACAUACCAACUGAGCAUAUUGAUAUUCCUGUCAGUACAAAUAGUACCUUUGCAAAAGAUUCUGAGAAACUAUACAAGCCAGUGGGUAACAGUUUAGCUGAGGUUCCCGUUUGCUCUACUAAUGCAGAAAAAACAUCAAUAUCACAGAGUGAAAAUCACUCAAAUCCAGAAUCUUUAGCAAAUCCAUAUCAUACAAACUCACCCACUGUAAAAAGCACAUCAGGAGCACAUCAUUCUGCUGAUGAGAAACACACCAGAUUGGUACAACCUAUGAGCUCCUCUAAUGGAGAUGAACAAUCAAACAAGCAGUGUAUUGUGAGCUCCCAGAAUGAAGGUGCAUCACAGCUUGUGGUACAAUCCUGUCUGAAAGAUUUACCUGCAGUGGCACUGGAGCAAUCUAUUCCAAGAACAGAGCCAAGCUUGAAUAUACUGGGAAUGAACAGCAGUUCAGCUGAGCAACCAGUGUUUAUUGCUGGAAAGCACAAUUCAUCAAUAAAACUUGUUAUGAAGACUCCUAUAGUAAAUCUCAAAUCAGUGGAGCAGAAUGAAGGUGCAUCACAGCUUGUGGUACAAUCCUGUCUGAAAGAUUUACCUGCAGUGGCACUGGAGCAAUCUAUUCCUGGAGUAAAUACUCAAUCAGCAGAGCCAAGCUUCAACAUACUGGGAAAGAACAGCAGUUCAGCUGAGCAACAAGGAAAACAAAAUUUAUCAAUAAAACUUAUUAUGAAGACUCCUAUACUAAAUGUCAAAUCAGCGGAGCAGAAUGAAGGUGCUUCACAGCUUGCUGUAAAAUCCUGUCUAAAAGAUUUACCUGCAGUGGCACUGGAGCAAUCUAUUUCUGGUGUAAAUACUCAAUCAGCAGAGCCAAGCUUGAACAUACUGGGAAUGAACAGCAGUUCAGAUGAGCAACCAGUGUUAAUUGCUGGAGAAGACAGUUCAUCAGUAAAACUUGUUAUGAAGACUACUAUAGUAAAUGUCAAAUCAAAGGAGCAUUCCAUAAGCUUUUUUGGAACAAAUAAAAGGUCUGAAGAACAAUCUAAAUGUCUCCCCAAAGUGAACAACACAUCGGCGGAGGAUGCUCUGUACUGUCUGGUUUUAAAAAGCAUAAAAGUACCCCAAACUGCAGAUAUUUUCCCUCCAGUGACACAGUGCAGUAAUACAGCUGUGGCACAGAGUACAAGUUCUCCCAGGACAAAAGACACACCUGUGGCACAGUGUAAAAACUCUCCCCAUGUCCAUGGCCCUUUAGCGGCAGAAUGUCCAAGUUCUCCUAGUGGCCCAAGUACAAGUAGUGCUCUUGCUACUUCUGAAUCAGUUUUAUGUGAUACUGAAAACCAAGAUUGGCCGAUUGCCCAUAAGGUUGCAUUAUUCAGUGAAUACACAUGUAUUAAACAUGAGAUGACAAAAGGAGACCUGGGAGAAGGAGAUGCCAAAGACUUCUGGACUAAAUGCCAAUCCCACCACUGCAGACAAUUCUUGCUGGAGAACAUUGAGAAGUCUGUAAAGUCAGUAAGUCAGAAAAUCCUCAGUGGAGAGGCUGAAGAUCAAGAUUAUGAGACAGCAUUGAGAUAUCUGUGGGGAAGCGGAUGCCUUGAAAGCGUUAUUAUACAAGAAAAGCAAGAAAUCCAAAGGAAGCUCCAGUCUCUUGAGGAAACUAAAGAGAGACUGCAAAAAAAUGACAAGGCUUUGACAGACUUACUGGGAAAAGGAAAGUGAUAUGGAAGAGACUUAACCCAUCGCCAGGCACAUCCAUCCGCUCGUUUGGUGAGGUAGUCAAGCAAAUUGUUUUUUUAACGGAUUUAGCUACCAACAACAGUGAGCUCAAUUGUACUGGCCCCAGGCCAACAACAUAAUGGGGACCAAGGAUGACAGAUAUAUUAGUCAGGCCGACCAUUGGGAGGGCUCUGUACAAAGGCCAAUAGCCUUUAUUGGCCUUGUUAUUGGACAGCUUUACUCUAUUCUAGUCAGUCUGAAUGUAAAUAUUGCCCUAUCCUCUCUCAGGCAUGGACCUUAACAUGUUUGAAGGGGUUUUCACCUCCUGCUGUUUAUAUUCUGUUAAGCAGUUUGAAUUUGUACCUUUGUCCAUUCAUAAAUUCAAACUGCUAACUGGUUGCAGGGUCACGUCAGGUACAGAUUUUUUAUAGUGAAUGUAAAUAACGUGUGCAAGCAUGAAACUAACCCCACAUAUUUUUUUUAUAUCUAACAAAUCUCCAAUAUACUUUAAUUAGAAAAUAUGUACCGUUUUUAUAAGACAUCUGACUGUAUGCAGUGAAAUUUUCUCUUCAUUUACUGCUGUGGAUAGGAAUUGUCAGACGGUCCCUAACUGCUCUGCAGGGAAACAAUCAUAACAGUAAGGAAGGAAGGAUUAAAAUGAUGUUGUGUUGAACACAAGUGAGCAAAUAAAGAGGCAUGCUCUUUGCCGAUCAUACUUAUGAACAGCAGGGGCAGCCCCCGCCUUACUUCCCAGCCAUGCAGAACUCAAGCAGCUUUGUUUAUGAUGAUCCCUAAGCAGCCCAGACCACACUGAGCAUGUGCACAGUCUUAG